Molecule: messenger RNA, 1389 nt
Organism: Macrosteles quadrilineatus (aster leafhopper)
Lineage: Eukaryota; Metazoa; Arthropoda; Insecta; Hemiptera; Cicadellidae
Gene: wuho
Product: tRNA (guanine-N(7)-)-methyltransferase non-catalytic subunit wuho
Exons: 1
Coding region: 152-1366 (404 amino acids)
Biological process (GO): RNA (guanine-N7)-methylation
Cellular component (GO): cytosol; tRNA methyltransferase complex; nucleus
Molecular function (GO): protein binding; tRNA (guanine(46)-N7)-methyltransferase activity
Source: RefSeq, a predicted model, not a curated record
UUACGUUUUUUAUAAAUUGAAUUGAGGUUAGGGUUGGAGAUUUACAGUCAGUCAGUGUUAACCUAACUUUGUUAAAUAUUUAUUUAGAUUGUGUCUGUGUGUCUAGGAAGUUAAUUAUUGUGCUGUAAACUAUUUAUGUCUUGAUCAGACAAUGGCAAGUAUUUGUGCGAAUUCCGACGUAGUAUCUGUAUCUUGCGGGACUAAAACUGUAAUUACUCGAUUAAGUGAUGGAGUGUUGUUUCCUUUUAAACAUUCAGAUAUCGGUGAAACGAUUAUAACUGAAGUUAAUGAUGAUACUCAUACUAAUAAUAAAGCAUCAAGUGAUAGUGAAGAAAUAGGGAUAGGUCUGGCAUGUUGUGACAUUUCUUCUAAUGGACACCUGAUGGCAUUCUGCACUCUGGGGAAACUUCUUUGUGUUGUUGACCUACAAGAUAGUAAGCCCUCUAUUAUUAAAGUAUGUAAGCUUAUCAGAGGUGCAGGCAAAGUUAGAUUCACCCCUGUCAACAAUCAUCUAGUUGUUGCUGACAAAUCUGGUGAUGUGUACUUGUUCCAACCUCAAUCAGAUGAUAACUCUGGACAACUCAUAUUGGGCCACCUUUCUCUUUUGUUAGAUAUUUUAGUUACACCUGAUGAACAGUUCAUCAUAACUUGUGACAGGGACGAGAAAAUAAGGGUGUCCAGCUAUCCCAGUGGCUACAAUAUUGUUGCAUUUUGCUUGGGCCAUUCUGAAUUCGUAAGUGCUUUGCGUCUACUCCCUCAUGAUUCAAAAUAUUUGAUUUCAACUUCUGGUGAUGGCACAAUUAGGUUUUGGAAUUAUUUACUUGGAAAAGAAGAAACUGUUUGCAAUGUCUCCCAAAUAUUUGGUCAAGAUAAAGGUGAAGGAGAAGAGGAAUCAGAAAGUAACAUCGCAGCCAUUACUGAUGCUGCAACAACUUCUUUGGAUAGUUCAACUUCACUAAUUUGUGUAACCGUUGACAACUUCAAUGCUUGUUUAGUGUACAAGUGCUCAAGUGAGAAUGAUAAGUUUUGUUGCAAUUUUAUCCAGAACAUACCUUUUCAAAACAGCCAUCCAUGGGGCUUGUCGUUGAGUUCAAAUAUUUUAUGGCUAGUUAUGAGUUUAAAUGACAUUGUACUUGUGCAAAGCAUGGUUUUUAACCUAGAAGUGUUCAAGUUUCAAGACAACAUGACCGGAUGUGUGGCUAAAGCUGUGGAGGAAAUAAAUAAACAAAAUAUGACUGCUGACCAGAAGAAAAAUGUUGUGAAUCUUCUUUUCAAGAGGAAGUUUGAAAAUGUUCAAGAUUAUCUCAGACGGAAAGAGCUCAGAUUAUCUGCUACAGAACCACCCAAUAAAAAGGUUAAAGCUUAAUUAAAGUUGCUCACAUAUUCUAA